This is a messenger RNA of Plectropomus leopardus (leopard coralgrouper), 1719 nucleotides long. Its product is annotated as cyclin-dependent kinase 5 activator 1. Lineage: Eukaryota; Metazoa; Chordata; Actinopteri; Perciformes; Serranidae. Gene Ontology annotation, molecular function: cyclin-dependent protein serine/threonine kinase activator activity; protein kinase binding. The record is from RefSeq and is a predicted model, not a curated record. Gene Ontology annotation, biological process: brain development; axon guidance. Gene Ontology annotation, cellular component: cytoplasm; protein kinase 5 complex; growth cone.
CCCAGCACAGAACCGGGAGAGGUGACAGGAGACUUUCCGCUCGGCUCCGAGACAUGGAGUGCAUUGAAAGGACUCAAACACUGUGAAAGUUUGCUUUUUUCGGAUAUGGAGAGAGAAACGAAAAAACAGUUAGUGCCAUCAGCCAUCAGUCUCGCCUGAGGUCUGAGGUGCAGCGGAGGAUGACACCUGCACCCCGCCGGGCGAGGACCGACACGUUGUUCCACACUUCAUCUUUGGAGAAGAGCAGGUCAAAGCUUCUGCAGAAGAAGAGACUUUAAUUCUGCUCACACAGCAGCACCCUGCUCGCUUCUGUCUCCAGUUAUCCACUGCAGAAACAUUUGUUUUGCGCUCCUUUAUGUGUUUGCACCGUCGCGGACUGCGGCAAAAUCUCGUACCCGGACAUCUCGUACACACAGGUCAGUCAGACGUUGUCAUGUCUGCUCUCAUCUCUUCAUGCUGUCUCCCUGUCCAGAGUUCACAUCAGCUGGAUUUUAAGAAAUAAAAGAGAGCUUUGCUUCACACUCGUCCCCUCUCUUCACCACAGCACAGAGGCAGCGUAAUCUGCGGAGCUCUGACUCACCAUGGGCACUGUACUAUCCCUGUCUCCCGGCUCUCGGAAAUCAGGCUACUAUGACAACCGGCCGGGCUCGCUCAGCCACUACCCGAGCAUCAGCAGCCGCUCUCUCAACAGCCAGAAAGACCGUGGGCUAAAGAGGGGGCAGUCCAUCUUCCUCCCAGCGCUCACGUGGAAGCGACUGGUGGCCUCUACCAAGAAGAAGGGCAACUCCAAGAAAGGCCCCGGCGGUCAGGUGGCCCUCGGGGACCCUCUCAACAACAACAACAACAUCAAUAUUUAUCAGAAGGACCCCGUGUUGCACCUCAACCGAGAGAAUGUGAAGAAGUCGUUGUCAUGUGCCAACCUGUCCAGCUACGAGGGCCCAGCAGGACUGGGGCUCGGUCUGGGGCUCGGCUACGGCCUGGGGAUGGGUCAGGGUCACGGGUGCGGAUACAGCAAGUCCCAACAGCUCUCCUCUGUGAAGAAAGUCCCCCAAGGGACGGUGGGUUCGUCCCCUAAGCGGGUAAUUGUCCAGGCGUCCACCAGCGAGCUCCUGCGCUGCCUUGGGGAGUUCCUGUGCUGUCGCUGCUACCGCCUGAAGCAUCUGUCUCCGGCUGACCCGGUGCUGUGGCUGCGGGCCGUGGACCGCUCGCUUCUGCUGCAGGGCUGGCAGGACCAGGCCUUCGUCACGCCGGCCAACGUGGUCUUCGUCUACAUGCUGUGCCGAGACGUGGUGGACGGCGACCUGGUGGCAUCGGAGCACGAGCUGCAGGCCAUCCUGCUCACCUGCCUCUACCUGUCCUACUCCUACAUGGGCAACGAGAUCUCGUACCCGCUCAAGCCCUUCCUGGUGGAGGCGGGUAAGGAGGCCUUCUGGGACCGCUGCCUCGCCAUCAUCGACGCCACCAGCGCAAAGAUGCUGCGAAUCAACGCAGACCCGCACUUUUUCACACAAGUUUUUGCUGAACUGAAGAGCGAAGGCGGCUGCGGGCCUCAGGACUACAGUCGGGUGCUGGAUCGGUGAGAGGACGUUUACUGACCGCAUGCCUUUGUGUACACACAUGCACACGUAAACUUGCACAUUUGUCUCAUACAGAUUCUCCUGCGGCCCUGCAGGAGCAACAACGGCCUAUCUUAGCAGAGUUUAACCCUUUGAAACCUGG